UCAGCGGCGUGCGCGGCUCUCUCACUGUUGCAGCCGUGGGUGCGCCCUGGGCGGUGAGUGGUCUCCGAGGAGAGGGAGUCUCGCACAGUGAAUCCCAGAGCAUGUGGGGCCAGCAAAAUGGAAAGGGAAGGUGGGAAGCCCGCGGCUGUUGUCGCGGUUGUGACGGAGCCUCGGUUUGCCCAGCGAUACAGGGAAUAUCUCGAGAAGGAGAAACUCCUGAAUAGACAGCACCGUGUGAAAACGAUGCCGGAUGGCACCGUGGCGCUACCCGUGCUGGGAGAGGCCCUCCCCGAGCAGCACCUGCAGGAGCUGAGGAAUCGUGUGGCUCCCGGCAGCACCUGUACGCUCGCGCAGCUCCUGGAUCCUGUUCCUUCAAAGAAGGCGCAGAGUUGUUCGCCUGCCCAAAGGCUGUGUCUUCAGGUGAGUCGCUGGGUAGAGAGCCAGGGAGUGACAUGGUCAGCUGCGUUGGAGGCUGAUUUGCCCCGAUCUUGGCAACGCCACGGUAACCUCUUGUUGCUGAGUGAGGACUGUUUCAAAGCCGAGCAGUGGAAAACUCUGGAACCAGAACUCUGGCAGACUGUUGCCUCCGCACUGGGAGUCCAGCGUUUGGCCAAACGCGGGCGGGUAUCACCGGAUGGCACUCGAACUCCAGCCGUGACUCUGCUGCUGGGUGACGAUGGCUGGGUGGAGCACGUGGAUAACGGGAUCCGAUAUAACUUUGACAUAACCCAGUGUAUGUUCUCUUUCGGAAACAUCACUGAGAAACUUCGAGUGGCAUCGUUGCCCUGCGUUGGACAAGUGCUGGUGGAUCUCUAUGCAGGAAUUGGUUAUUUUACAUUGCCCUUUCUAGUUCAUGCUUCUGCUGCCUUCGUGCACGCCUGUGAGUGGAACCCUCAUGCUGUAGUUGCUCUGAGAAAGAACCUUGAGCUCAAUGGAGUCCUAGAUCGGUGCCAAAUCCACUUUGGGGAUAACAGAAAACUGAAGCUCUCAAACAUUGCGGACAGGGUGAACCUGGGGCUGAUUCCCAGCUCCGAAGAAGGCUGGCCCAUUGCUUGCCAAGUGCUACGAAAGGAUGCUGGGGGCAUUUUGCAUAUCCAUCAAAAUGUGGAAUCUUCCCCAGGGAAGAAUCUCCAGCCUCCUGGAAGUAGUGAAAUGGAGGAGGAGCAUUGGCCUUAUCCUCAGCAAAUUAUCACCAACCAUAGGGGAAAUGGAGCUACCAGGGAUUCUAGGAGAAAAGGGCUGUCAGUAGCCACCAAGCCAGAGUGGCACCGGUGGGCGGAAUCUGCAGAAACUCGCAUUGCCGCUCUUCUUCAGCAGGUGCAUGGGAAAGCAUGGAAGACACAAAUCUUGCACAUCCAGCCAGUGAAAUCUUAUGCUCCCCACGUGGAUCACAUAGUCCUGGAUCUGGAAUGCCGCCCCUGUCCUCUGGUUGGCUAGAGAAGGUGGGUCCUGAGACAUGAGGAUCUGUGUGGGAGUGACCUGGAAUGCAUCAGCUCUGAAGUUGUGGCCCUGAAAGCAGGCUCUAGAUCAGGGGUGUCCAAACUUUUUUCAACGUUUUUUACCAAGGGCCAUAUGCGGGAAAAUACACAAACAGCCGGGCCACUCACUUGAGGUGAAGUACGUAUUGCCUCCCCUGGUUUAUUUAAGUAAACUAAAUAUAUUUUUGGAAUUUGCUGUGGGCCAAUUAACAAUGGCUCAUGGGCCGCAGUUGGCCCGCGGGCCGCAGUUUGGACACCUCUGCCCUAGAUCAAUCCAAAUCAUUUCAUUUGUCUUCCACUGAUCACCCUGACAAUGAACGACAGGGAGAAGCAGUAUGGCUCACUGAAAUGAGACCCACCUAUGCAAGCAGGAAUUCCAAAUUCUGUCUUCAGUUCUGUCUGACCUUGGGUACAUGGUUUCAAUAUUCUUUUGGCCUUGGAUUUCCUUAUUUGCAAAAUGAGGGUUUUUUGAACUGUCUCACAUGGCUAUUAUCUAAUAAGCAGUUGUACACAGGAUAUUGGUUUAGAGUGAAAGGCAGUGCUGUUUCCAAAAUCACUCUGGCUCCAAUAUGGAAAAUCGACUGGAGGGGUCCAGGAUGGAAGCAGACCGGUGAGGAAGUUUCUGUGGUUGUCCAGGCAUGAGGUGAUGGUGGCUUGCUAGGGUGGUGGCAGUGGGAGGUGGAUGGAUUUGAGAAAUAAAAUUGAUGGAACUAAGCAAUGGAGUCCAA
Messenger RNA from Rhinolophus ferrumequinum (greater horseshoe bat), 2206 nucleotides. It is a transcript of the gene TYW2, whose product is annotated as tRNA methyltransferase 12 homolog. The transcript has a single exon. The coding region runs from base 118 to 1437 and encodes 439 amino acids. Lineage: Eukaryota; Metazoa; Chordata; Mammalia; Chiroptera; Rhinolophidae. Gene Ontology annotation, cellular component: cytoplasm. The record is from RefSeq and is a predicted model, not a curated record. Gene Ontology annotation, molecular function: tRNA methyltransferase activity. Gene Ontology annotation, biological process: tRNA methylation.